AUGAUGUGCCGCCUCCUGAACACCAUGUUGGCUUUGCUGAGCCGCUUCCUGUUUGCGGUCCACGGCGUGGUGACGGUGUGGCGGGUGGUGGCCGUCAAAGGGGAUCCCCUUUACUGGCUGCUGCUGACCGGCGUGGCUCUGCUGGGCGUGGAAAUGGCCGUCACCUUGAAGUGCACCAGAAACGCCGAGUGGAAAUGGUUCUCCCCUAUGGUUUUCCUGUACCUCAGUACUGUCAUCCCAUCCAUUUGGUUUCUGGAGCUGAGCCUGUUACAGUCCAAGCUGCCUCCCAACAGCUCCUCUGGCCACGAUCUUCACUUGGCGGCUCAUAUCCCGAUCACAGCGGAGAUGGUGAAACUGGACCCAGAGAACUGGGUGGCCGGCCUGGAGCAGACCAUGCUCAUUGUGCUGGUUCUGGGUCGCUGGCUGAUGCCCAAAGGAGACAUGUCACGUGAUCAGCUCUCCCAGCUCCUCAUGGUUUACGUGGGACUCGGCGCCGACAUCCUGGACAUCUUCGACACUUUCAAGGAACCCCAAGUGGAAACCAACGAAGUGCUCGUCCUCAUCGGCCUGACCCUCUUCUCUUGGGCACUCAUGCAGUUUCCCGUGGUCCUCACCCAGACGCAGCCCCCAAAAGGCGGCUCGCCUCAAAGGACCGGCCGCGACCUCCGCUGCUGUCCCGAAGCCUCGUCCUCUUGCACGUCCUGCUGCUCCAGUGAAGUGUGGAGCUUGUUGCUCACAGUGGGGCUCCAGGACGGCCCCUUCCUGGUUUACCGCGUUUACCUCAUGGUGCAGGAACAGGUGCUCAACCAGCUCAUGAUUUUCUUCACCUGUAAAAACAUCCUCAUUGUUCUCUUGGAGAUUUACCGAAUCUUUGUGGUGCAGUGCGAGCAGCAGGUGCGGGAGGCCGUGUUGGAACGGUGUCACGUCUUGGUGCUCGACAGUCAAACCCAAGGAGCCGGCGAGGAAGAGGAGGAGGAGGAGGAAGUGGAUAAAGAGCAGAGCUGUCACACAGACAUGGAGAGGGCAGCCAAUGGAGAGGAAGAUCAGAGAGAUACCCAGGUAAAGAAAGGCUGCUGGUUCAGAGACAGUCUCAGCUCUCUGGAGGCUCGGUGA
This is a messenger RNA of Cololabis saira (Pacific saury), 1113 nucleotides long. RefSeq names its product transmembrane protein 26. The coding region runs from base 1 to 1113 and encodes 370 amino acids. The transcript is spliced from 4 exons. The record is from RefSeq and is a predicted model, not a curated record. NCBI's taxonomy places the organism in Eukaryota, Metazoa, Chordata, Actinopteri, Beloniformes, Belonidae.